This is a messenger RNA of Pieris brassicae (large cabbage white), 2233 nucleotides long. RefSeq names its product mitochondrial pyruvate carrier 1 (gene Mpc1). Gene Ontology annotation, cellular component: mitochondrial inner membrane. The record is from RefSeq and is a predicted model, not a curated record. Gene Ontology annotation, biological process: pyruvate import into mitochondria. The coding region runs from base 137 to 490 and encodes 117 amino acids. The transcript is spliced from 4 exons. NCBI's taxonomy places the organism in Eukaryota, Metazoa, Arthropoda, Insecta, Lepidoptera, Pieridae.
GUGCGUAAAGUUGAUAAGUAGAUAAUUUUAUAUUUCAUAACGUUAAACGUAGGACGUUGGUAAAAACUUUUAAUUUUGAUAAAUUGAAUAAUUGCUACUAUAAAUAGGACAAUUGUUUGAUCAGUAAGCUGCCAAAAUGUCAUUGGUAAAAAAGUUAGUGGAACAGCUAAAAAGUAAAGAGUUUCGGGAUUAUUUAAUGAGCACACAUUUUUGGGGGCCAGUAGCAAAUUGGGGUAUACCACUAGCAGCUAUAGCAGACACAAGAAAGGACCCAAGGUUUAUUAGUGGUAAAAUGACAUUUGCCUUAACACUCUAUUCGCUGAUGUUUAUGCGUUUCGCGUGGCGAGUACAGCCACGAAACAUGUUAUUGUUUGCAUGUCACUUAACAAAUGAGUGUGCACAGUUGACGCAGGGAGCUAGGUUUAUCAACUACCACUACAUACAGGGACCCGAAACAGAAAAACAGAAUGCACAAGAAAAAGAGAAGUAGAUAGGUAUGUGUUAUGAUACUUGUGCAAUGAUAAAUUGACUAGGGCAAAAGCAGGUAUUCUUGAGAUUUAGGAAACAGGUUAGUAAGGUCAUUUUUGUAACUUAAGGGGCCCAAUGACUAAGUUUCAUCAAGUAUUUGUAUUUAGUAAAGUUAACUGUAACUUGUGCAAAAAUGCAAGGGUUUUCUUUGUAUAUAAAUAUUAGUUGAAAACUAAUGAUGAAAGUGAACUAUGUCUAUUAUUUUAGAACAUCAUAUUGUAUACAAUAUAUAAUAUAUUGUUUUAGAACAUCACUCAAACUUAAAUCAAGCUACAAGAGCUGUUAAACCAUUUUUUUUUAAUUUGAAAUUAGAACAUAUUUGACAGUGCUUAAUCAGAGGCUUGUGGUACCUUUUGGGUUAUAUACUAACUACAAGCAGUGCCCAAGUAUUCCUUAGAAAAAUUCUUUGUUAUUUUAUUACCAUUUUCUAUGUAAAGGUGCAAUGUGUAAAAGUUCAUAGUGCAAGUAUCACAACCAUAUUAAAAUUAAAAAAUAUUUUAUUAGUUGAAUAGGUUUGUAAGUAGAUGAAUUUAGUUAAAAUAUUUUUCGGCUGCAACGAUAAGUCCUAAAGGGCUAAAUGUUAUAGUAACAUCGAAUUCGUGUAUAGGCCUAUACCUUGGUUAGAUUUUAUUAUGUCAACCCUACAAGUAAUUUAAGACUACUGAAAACUGGUAAACUGACCUUUAAAUAAAAAUGGAACUUAUUUUAUUUCAUUAAUAUUUUUAUUAAAAUAACGAAUCUACAAAUUGAUUUACUAAGCUUAUGUACAUUGCAGUUUUAAAACUUAUGUACUUAUAAAUAAAUGAAAGUUAAAAUCAAGAAAACCGUAAAAGCCUCGGUUUCUCAAGACAUUGUAAGAGAAUAUAAAUGUUAUGGCUGUGUAUAUGUGCCAAUUGUUAGUAGUUUCUAUUUGUGCAUAUCUUUUGAGUAUUUAUUUAACAAUAGCUUUUGUUAAACCUUGAUAUUUUGUUUUCCUGUUUUCACAUUAUCUGUCUGUUGUUAGCAUUUUCAAAUCACAGAUAUAAUAUUAGUAGAAUGUAAUGCCUGCCUGUGUGACAAUAGACAAUGGCAUCUGUAUGAAGUACUUAUAGGUGUAUCAAACUUUUUUAAUUUAAUUAAGAUAAACACAUUGAAUCUGUGACUUUGAGUGCGUUAAAAGGUGCUAACCACUAGAAGUAAGGUUUAGUUUACAUAAUUAACUCCGCAAAGUUAUUAUAAAACUCUAAAAAGUCUUAAGAGCAUCCCAUGGACAUAAGAAUCUUGAAAUGAAUUUAUAAUGCCUUUUUUUAUUAGGCACCAAGUGUAUAUGUCGCAGCAAACUAGCUUAAUUAGCCGUUCAAUUAACAAGCUCAAUCAAGCUAGUUGACUGCGACAUAUAUAUUUUUGGUGAUCUAUCCUGACAUCUAUAAAGGAAUUGUAGAAUUAUAACCAUAAUUGUUAUCUAUGCCAAUAUAGAGCAUACAUAAAUCAAUUAUAAAUUAAUAACUAUAUGCGUAAAAAUAACUUUAGUUUAAUUUUAAUGAGGUUUUGGACAAGAUGACGUUACCAGGUUACUGCGUUGUGAUUCGUUGUAGCCGAAAUUGUUAUGUACAAAGUUAUAUUUUUGGAAAAUUUAUAGUGAUUAUUGAAUUAUACUCUAUUGUUGAUCUAUUAUGUAUGUUUAUUUGUGUUCAGUUGUUUAUUCGAAUAAAUUAAUAGAUAAUUA